GUGGUUUGAGGAAUGUUUGCAGCAGAAGCCUAUGCAAUGUUCAUGCAAAAUGCAUUGACCCCAGGGCAGGUCCAAAGCCCCCCAGAGUGUCUCUCUCUUAAAGGUGAUGCACUGCUGGCCUUGUGGAAAGUGGAGCCAAAGCAACUAAAAAAUAUCAUCACAGUGGUAAUUAAAUGCAGCCUACAGAUCCAUGGCUUCUUUGAGGACAAGGAGGCUGAAAAGGGUCUUGAUAUCCGAGUGAAGAUAGGACUGGCUGCUGGCCAUAUCACCCUGUUGGUCUUUGGGGACGAAACUCACAACUAUUUUCUGGUGACUGGUCAGACGGUUGACGAUGUACGUGUUGCACAGAACAUGGCCCAGAUGAAUGAUGUUAUUCUGUCACCAGAGUGCUGGCACUUCUGUGAUCGCAACAUGAUUGAAAUUGAAAGGAUUCCAAAUGAGAGAGCAGUUAAGGUUAGUUUCUUAAAACUACCCUCAACUUUUAACUUUGACGAGUUUUUCACAAGGUGUAUGGCCUUCAUGGAUUAUUAUCCUUCUGAUGACCACAAAAACUUCCUGAGGCUUGCUUGCAUGCUGGAGUCUGAUCCUGUCCUGGAGUUGUCUCUACAAAAGUAUGUGAUGGAAAUCGUUUUGAAGCAGGUUUACGAGAAGCACCUUUCAGGUUAUUUAUCUGAGCUUCGACCAGUGACUAUUGUGUUUGUGAACUUGAUGUUUGAAGAACAAGACAAAGCAGAAGUCAUAGGUUCAGCAAUCCAAGAUGCCUGUGUGCACAUCAUUUCUGUCCUUAAGGUCUUCCAAGGCCAGAUUAAUAAGGUCUUCAUGUUUGAUAAGGGUUGCUCCUUCCUCUGUGUCUUUGGUUUCCCUGGACAAAAAGCACCUGAUGAGAUGGCACGUGCUUUGAAAAGUGCUGUGGAUAUAUUUGACUUCUGCUCUCAGGUCCACAAAAUCCAUACUGUCUCCAUUGGCAUUGCCAGCGGGAUCGUCUUCUGUGGGAUCGUUGGACACACUGUGAGACAUGAGUACACAGUCAUUGGUCAGAAGGUCAACAUAGCUGCCAGGAUGAUGAUGUACUACCCAGGCAUCAUAACCUGUGACUCUGUCACCUAUGAUGGCAGCAACCUACCAGCCUACUUUUUUAAACAGCUUCCAAAGAAAGUUAUGAAAGGUGUUGCAGAUUCCGGACCAGUCUAUCAGUGUUUGGGCCUUAAUGAGAAAGUCAUGUUUGGCAUGACAUACAUCAGCUGCAACAGACAUGAGGGUUACCCUUUGCUGGGACGUGUUAGGGAGAUUGAAUACUUCACGUCUACUAUGAAGGACUUUUUGGUGACUAACUGCAGCCGAGUUCUAAUGUAUGAAGGAUUACCAGGAUAUGGAAAAAGCCAUCUACUUAUGGAAAUUGAGUACCUGGCCUCCCAACAUGAGAACCACAGGGCUGUUGCUAUUGCACUGACUAAGAUCAGCUUCCAUCAAAAUUUCUACACUAUCCAGAUACUCAUGGCUAACAUACUAGGUCUGGAUACUUGUAAGCAUUAUGGAGAACGACAAAGCACCCUUCAAAAUAAAGUCAAGACGCUGUUGGAUGAAAAAUUCCACUGUCUUCUUAAUGACAUUUUCUAUGUUCAGUUUCCUGUUUCCCCGGAGAUGUCCAGGAUGAGCACCGUAGAAAAGCAAAAGGAAUUGGAAGAACUGUUUAUGAAGAUCUUGGAGCAAAAAGUGAGAGAAGAAAGAAUUAUUUUCAUCAUCGAUGAGGCCCAAUUUGUGGAUGUAGCCUCUUGGUCUUUCAUAGAAAGUCUCAUCCAGUCUAUGCCCAUCUUCAUAGUCAUGUCCCUGUCUCCCUUCAUCGACUUCCCUUGUGCAGCUGCCAAUGUCAUAAUGAAGAACCAGAACACCACCACCUGCAUCACACUUGGUACCAUGCAGCCUCAAGAAAUCCGUGCCAAAGUCUGUUUUGACCUCAGUGUGAGCAGCAUCUCUAGAGAGCUGGACAUAUACCUGGCAGAGGUGAGCUGUGGGGUUCCAUUUUACUGUGAAGAAUUGCUGAAAAACCUUAACCAGCACAAAGUCUUGCUUAUCCAACAAGCAGACUCUGAGGAAAAGACAAACGUGACCUGGAACAACCUGUUCGAGGAUUUUGUUAGGCCAACAAAAGACAUGAACUUUUGUAGUUCCGGUGCUAAGGGACAUAAAGAAGUCUGUAACCUCCUAAGUGGUGUCAGAUUAAAAAGUUUGUCACUUCCAGCAUCUUUCAAAGAAAUCUCUCUGGUCCAGCUGGAUAGCAUGAGCCUUUCCCAGCAGAUGCUUGUGAGAUACGCUGCCAUCACUGGUUUGACCUUCACUACAGAACUGUUGUGUCAAAUUCUCCCCUCCUGGAACAUGAACAUGAUAAACAGGGCCCUGGCCAAACUAGUGGAAUCAAAUGUUUUUGAUUGCCUCUGGAAUGGUAAGGAUCUUCAAUUGGCCCUAAAACAGAAUGUGUCCACAUUUGAGGUGCAUUAUGGCUCCAUGGCCCUGAGGCCCAGUGAAGGGUUGGCUCACUGUGAGGAGGAACACCAUGAAAUGGAGGGAGAGGGGGUGUGCCGCAUCUUUCGCUUCUGCAGACCUAUGAUGCAGAAAACAGCCUAUGAGCUGUGGCUCAAGGACCAUAAAAACGUCCUGCACUUGAAAUGUGCCCGUUUUUUGCAAGAACGUGCUCAUAGGUGCAACUACUGCAGAAAGAGCGACUUCAUUCCAUAUCACCACUUCAUAGUGGAUGUUCUAUUCAAAUCUUUGGACACAGCUGCAGAGGAAGUCGUCUUUUCUAAAUCAGAGUUCCCUGAUCAACACAAAUUUCCUGAGAAUCUCAGUCCUUCAGAGACAAGGGAAAAGAUACUGCUGUUCUUUGACAGCGUUAUAGUCAAGAUGAGGACCAUGCCAGAAGGCAUCAUCCCCCUGGAACCGUGCCAGUGUGAUGAGCAGCUCCACAUGGUCAUCUUGCCUCUGGCCCAACAUCUCGUGGCUUUGGAAGAAAAUAACAAAGCCUUGUAUUACUUCCUAGAAAUUGCAUCUGCUUAUCUCAUUCUGGGUGAUAACUAUAUGGCGUACAUGUAUUUGGGUGAGGGAGAAAAGUUGCUGGAAAGUCUCACAAAUGAAGAUUCCGUGAGUCAGAUAUUUGAAUAUGCCACCUUUUAUAGCCUCAAAGGUCAGAUUUGUUUUAAUAUGGGCCAGAUGGUGUUGGCCAAGAAAAUGCUGAGGAAGGCACUGAAGCUCCUCAAACAAGCGUUUCCUUACAACGUAGUCUUUUUGUUUUUCCAAACCCUUGUUGAGGAAAAGAGACACUCACGCUUCAUGAAUCAGCUUGCCCGGGAGGGCUCACAGCCCGGGGAGAAGAGGCUGGCACAGCUUUACCUGCAAGCCUCCUGCUUCUCUUUGCUGGGGAAGAUCUAUAGCUUAAAUUUAUUUCGCCACUGCAAGUAUUAUGGUAAACUGGCAGCAGUCAUGCAGAUGAAUGCAUCACUGGAGACUCAGAAUAAUUUCCAGAUCAUCAAGGCUUUCCUGGACUACUCACUGUAUCACCAUUUGGCUGAUUAUCAGGAUGUAUGGUUCAAAUAUGAAAUCAUGGUCAUGGAGCAGCUCUUAAACCUCCCCCUGAAAGGCGAGGGCAUCGAAAUCAUGGCAUAUGUGGCUGACACAUUGGGCUAUAUCAAAUUCUUAACAGGUCAUCUGGAUUUGGCCAUUGAGUUAGGCUCUCGAGCCCAUAGGAUGUGGGCACUUCUCCAGAAUCCCAACAAAUACCACAUGGUUCUCUGCAGACUGAGUAAAUCUCUCUUCUUGAAAAGCAGACACAACGAUUUGGUCCAGGUGCUGGAACAGCUAUGGGAUCUUUCUGUAAAGGAAGACCACAUCUUCAGCAAGGCAUUUUUCUAUUUUGUCUGCUUGGACAUCAUGCUUUAUUCUGGCUUUAUUUACAGGACAUUUGAUGAAUGUUUGGAAUUCAUACACCAUAAUGAAGACAACAGAAUCCUCAAGUUCCAGAAUGGACUUCUCCUGGGACUUUAUUCAUGCAUAGCUGUCUGGUAUGGCAGACUUCAAGAAUGGGACAACUUUUACAAAUUUUCCAAUAAAGCUAAAAAUCUAGUGACAAGAAGAACCCCAACACUUCUUUACUAUGAAGGAAUCUCUAGGUACAUGGAGGGGCAAGUUCUCCACCUUCAGAAACAAAUUGAAGAGCAGGCUGACAAUGCACAGGACAGUGGGAUCGAGAUAAUCAAGACCUUAGAGAUUCUUAUAACUCAAAAUACCAGUGGCCCUGUCUUCUACCCGAGGCUCUACCAUCUGAUGGCUUAUGUCUGCAUACUAAUGGGAAACGGGAACAGUUGUGACUUCUUCCUAAACAUGGCCUUGCAGCUCUCUGAAGUGCAGGGGAAUUUGCUGGAGAAAUGCUGGCUGACCAUGAGCAAAGAAUGGUGGUACUCGGCCUCGGAGCUAAGAGAAAAUCCAUGGCUGCAGACAGUCUUGAGUCUUCCAUCCUGGGAUGAAAUUGCAUCAGGCAACGUAACCCUUCAUGAAGUUGCAAAAAACAAAUACCUGAUGAGAAUCAAUAUCCUGGACAAUCUUUCUAAUAAUUCAUGAACAAGAAACAAAGAUUUCAGU
Molecule: messenger RNA, 4629 nt
Organism: Nannospalax galili (Upper Galilee mountains blind mole rat)
Lineage: Eukaryota; Metazoa; Chordata; Mammalia; Rodentia; Spalacidae
Gene: Adcy10
Product: adenylate cyclase 10
Exons: 29
Coding region: 13-4608 (1531 amino acids)
Biological process (GO): cyclic nucleotide biosynthetic process; intracellular signal transduction
Cellular component (GO): cytoplasm
Molecular function (GO): adenylate cyclase activity
Source: RefSeq, a predicted model, not a curated record